UCUUCUUCCCUCUCUCCCUCUUGUCCUCUGUCCCGGAGCGCCUCUGCGCUCCUCCAACACGCAGCUCUCUGCGGUCCCUUCUGCUCCUUCACUCGGAUGAGCUGAGAGCCGCGGGCGUGUGUAUAUGGAAAUAGUGGGGUGCCGAGCAGAAGACAACUCGUGUCCUUUCCGUCCCCCAGCCAUGCUCUUCCACGGGAUCUCCGGAGGCCACAUCCAAGGUAUCAUGGAGGAGAUGGAGCGCAGAUCUAAGACGGAGGCCCGCCUGGCCAAAGGCGCUCAGCUCAACGGCCGCGACGCGGGCAUGCCCCCGCUGAGCCCCGAGAAGCCCGCUCUCUGCGCCGGCUGCGGGGGCAAGAUCUCGGACAGGUACUACCUGCUGGCUGUGGACAAACAGUGGCACCUGAGGUGCCUGAAGUGCUGUGAAUGUAAGCUGGCCCUCGAGUCGGAGCUCACCUGCUUCGCCAAGGACGGUAGCAUUUACUGCAAGGAGGAUUACUACAGAAGGUUCUCUGUGCAGAGAUGUGCCCGCUGCCACCUUGGCAUCUCCGCCUCCGAGAUGGUCAUGCGCGCCCGAGACUCAGUCUACCACCUGAGCUGUUUCACCUGCUCCACGUGCAACAAGACCCUGACCACGGGCGACCAUUUUGGCAUGAAGGACAGCCUGGUGUACUGCCGCGCCCACUUCGAGACCCUCUUGCAAGGGGAGUAUACACCGCAGCUGAGCUACACCGAGCUGGCGGCCAAGAGCGGCGGCUUGGCCCUGCCUUACUUCAACGGCACUGGCACCGUGCAGAAAGGGCGGCCCCGGAAGCGGAAGAGCCCAGCGCUGGGAGUGGACAUCGUCAAUUACAACUCAGGUUGUAACGAGAACGAGGCAGACCACUUGGACCGGGAUCAGCAGCCUUACCCACCCUCACAGAAGACCAAGCGCAUGCGCACCUCCUUCAAGCACCACCAGCUCCGGACCAUGAAAUCCUACUUUGCCAUCAACCACAACCCGGAUGCCAAGGACCUCAAGCAGCUUGCUCAGAAAACAGGCCUCACCAAAAGAGUUUUGCAGGGAGAACAAAUCUUGGGGCAUUACAGCCAAACAUCCCGACGUUUGAAAAUUCCCUAAAGUAUUAAAAGAAGGGGAAAAGUUUGAUCGGAAAUCCACUGCAGUGAAGACAAAGACAAUAUUAGGUUAUGAUAAUCAUACAUUUUAAAAUCUAUUGAGCCAAAAAAAAAAAAAAGAGAGAGAGAGAGACAGAGAGAGACUUAAAUGUCAUUUACUGAAUGUUAACAAAAAUUCUGUUCUUUAUGGUGUCUAACACAAAUGGAGGCUUAAAGUUAUGUGGUUUAAAACAAAAUUAGUUAAGCCGUGUAUAAACCAGAGCAACCUGGCAGUAAUAUGCCCACCCCAUAUUUGAAGAAAAUUAUUAUUGCUAAAAAAUCCCACACAUUUGUCAAGCACAGUAGUUGUAAAAUAAAGUCCAAAAACAUUCAUUUCACCUGCUUACUAAUGUGUAUUAGUCCUAUCUGUUGAUGGCAUUUUCCAAUUGUAAAUUCAAAGAAAAGCUAUCACUCACUUGAGAGUAUAGGAAUCAAAACCCAGUAAUUUUAGUAUUAUUGUUUAUUACUUCCUUUUUAAACAGAAAUCUCUGCAUGCACUUUUACAUCUGUCACUCCUAGUGUACAUCUCUGUAUGAUGACUUAUCUUUGCUGUUUCUUGUAUGAUAAAUAGCUUUCAUUAAUAAACAUUUUAUUUGAUGCGAACAUAGUUAACUU
Prionailurus viverrinus (fishing cat) is the source of this 1767-nucleotide messenger RNA. It is a transcript of the gene LHX9, whose product is annotated as LIM homeobox 9. Bases 125 to 1117 code for a protein of 330 amino acids. The record is from RefSeq and is a predicted model, not a curated record. The transcript is spliced from 5 exons. Gene Ontology annotation, molecular function: DNA-binding transcription factor activity, RNA polymerase II-specific; RNA polymerase II transcription regulatory region sequence-specific DNA binding. Gene Ontology annotation, cellular component: nucleus. Lineage: Eukaryota; Metazoa; Chordata; Mammalia; Carnivora; Felidae. Gene Ontology annotation, biological process: neuron differentiation; regulation of transcription by RNA polymerase II.